CGACUGGCAGUGAUAAGUGGGAACUCUAAAGAAACGGACAGCAUCGACAUCGAUCCGUCAUGGAGAGUGCAGCAGAUGAACCGUAGGCCCGACUCAACAGUAGGAUGCCGUCCUGCAACUUGACGAGAGAGCAGCUUCAGGAAAUGGCUCGCUUCGCAGAAGAUCUACCCACCCGCUAUGGAGCUGGAGGAGGAGGCAGAGGUGCGCCGGGCGCAGGCAGAGGGGGCGCCCGACCAGGUGGUCCUCCAGGCGGCCAAAGGAUGUACAAGCAGUCGAUGGCUCAGAGAGCCAGGACAAUGGCCAUAUACAACCCUAACCCAGUCAAACAGAACUGCUUCACUGUCAACCGAUCCUUGUUCAUCUUUCGAGAGGACAAUCUCAUUAGGAAAUAUGCUAAGCGAAUAACCGAAUGGCCAUAUCCUUUCCAAACUCCCCAUAGGUAAAACAGCUGUCAUCACAUUGCAUUGAUGUGUGUAUAACAUAUCUGUCCUUAUUUGACAAUCACACUGCUAGAUGUUUUAUUCAGAAACAUGACAAAGGGACUAGAGCAUGCCUUGUAUUUAAAGAUUUGACUG
Messenger RNA from Oncorhynchus keta (chum salmon), 575 nucleotides. Its product is annotated as voltage-dependent P/Q-type calcium channel subunit alpha-1A-like. The transcript is spliced from 2 exons. Bases 105 to 443 code for a protein of 112 amino acids. Gene Ontology annotation, biological process: chemical synaptic transmission; calcium ion import across plasma membrane. Gene Ontology annotation, molecular function: high voltage-gated calcium channel activity. Gene Ontology annotation, cellular component: neuronal cell body; voltage-gated calcium channel complex. NCBI's taxonomy places the organism in Eukaryota, Metazoa, Chordata, Actinopteri, Salmoniformes, Salmonidae. The record is from RefSeq and is a predicted model, not a curated record.